CGGAGACUUUUCCAGCACCAAUAAUCGUAGACUCUCUUGUAGUCGCCCACCACUAUUAUCACCUUCCUAAAAGCAACUUCCUCAGAUGCCUGCUCCAGUCCAGCAUAGCCAUCAUAUAUUCAUAUUCUCUCCAGCUCUUUAAUGGCUUCCUCAACAAACUUUUUCUUUCGUCUCUGCCUUUUCAUUUCCCUAGCCUUAGCAGAGACUCACGCAGCCACCUUCGAUAUCACUAACAACUGCAAUUUCACAGUCUGGGCUGCAGCCAUCCCUGGAGGUGGCCGCCGGCUAGACCAAGGCGAGACUUGGAGCAUCAACGUGAGAUCAGGCUCGACACUUGGCCGGUUUUGGGGUCGAACCAACUGCAACUUCGAUGAAAAGGGGCGCGGCCAUUGUCAGACCGGGGACUGCGAUGGUCUACUUGAAUGCAAAGGCUAUGGGACACCCCCAAACACCCUUGCCGAAUACGCCCUGAAACAGUUCAGCGAUCUGGACUUCUACGACAUCUCCCUCGUCGAUGGCUUCAACGUCGCAAUGGAGUUUACUCCAACCACCGGAAAUUGCCGUGGACUUAAAUGUACGGCUGAUAUCAACCAGCAGUGUCCGACGGAGUUGAAGGCCCCCGGAGGAUGCAACAAUCCAUGCAGAGUGUUCAAUACAAGUGAGUAUUGUUGCACUAGUGGUAACUGCAAUCCAACCACGUACUCAAAGUUCUUCAAACAGAGGUGCCCUGAUGCGUAUAGUUAUCCCAAGGAUGAUCAAACCUCCACUUUCACAUGUCCUAGCGGUACUGAUUACAGGGUAGCGUUUUGUCCCUGCAGCUGCUCCUGGUUUGAUGAAAUGGCUGAUUAUGUAGCCGGGGAUGGCACAUCAUAUAAAGUUAAUGUCUUCCAAUCUGAAUAGAACCUUCGUAGCCUAAAGCCCCUGUGAUGUGCAAAUUCUCAGCUUUUAUGAGCUUAUUCCUAUCCAUUCCAAUAAUAUGAGCAAUGAACAAGUACUCCGCAUCUGUGCUUUCCCUUCCCCAGAAUGGAGUCAUAAAAUAUUAUUUUAUACGAUAUCAUAUAUAUAAAGAUAAGAUGAAAGGUGAACCAAAACACAUCCAAUUUGUAAACCCUUCGAGAUUACACAUACCAUACUCAUCCAUCAAAUACAAUGAUUUACUGAAAUAAAACCCUUCUUUUUUUUUUAUUUACUUAUUUAUUCUUUCCAAUAAAACCCUUCUAUA
Diospyros lotus (date-plum) is the source of this 1222-nucleotide messenger RNA. RefSeq names its product thaumatin-like protein. Gene Ontology annotation, cellular component: extracellular region. The record is from RefSeq and is a predicted model, not a curated record. Gene Ontology annotation, biological process: defense response. The transcript has a single exon. Bases 142 to 900 code for a protein of 252 amino acids. NCBI's taxonomy places the organism in Eukaryota, Viridiplantae, Streptophyta, Magnoliopsida, Ericales, Ebenaceae.